AUGACCAAGUUCAUCUUCCACACCGCGAGGAAACGGCGUUCUACUGGACUGAAACGGGUUCCUAUCAACCAGUGGUUCAAUAAUUAUUCGCUUGAGGAUCCGAAUACCCGGACUGAAUUACAGCUUGAUGGACUACUGGAAAGUAGUGAAUUCCUUCGGACAUUGAUUGAUGAAGAGGCGAAGCUCUUGUCGAAUGAUCCCGCUGUUGGCGAUGGGUAUAGUCGUGUUGUGAUUGGGGGCUUAAGUCAGGAAUGUGCGGCUUCUGUAUUCUGUCUUUUGGGGGGACUUCCUUUUGUGAGAGAAGAUGGAGAGAGCAAACCGCUUGGGGGAUUCAUUGGGAUGAGCGGGUGGUCACCUUUUUCAAGGGCAGAUUGCUGGUUAUUAAAAAUUGACGAAGGCGACCAGGGAGAAUCAGAAUCAGAAGCUGAAGAAGACGAUAAGGACCCGUUUGCCCACGGUACAGAUGGUGACGAAAUCCUGCUGCACAUCCAAGCGGUCAAUCAUAUCGGGAUAUUCUCGAUCUGCCACCCUUUCAGUCUGACGCCGAUGGAGCAUUAUGAACACUGGUAUAAAGUGCCCGACGAAAUUGAUGAUGCGGUGUGGUUCUUAAAGGAGAAGACUAGGGUUCCAGUUGUUGACGAGGUUGACUAG
Molecule: messenger RNA, 651 nt
Organism: Aspergillus tanneri
Lineage: Eukaryota; Fungi; Ascomycota; Eurotiomycetes; Eurotiales; Aspergillaceae
Exons: 1
Coding region: 1-651 (216 amino acids)
Biological process (GO): protein depalmitoylation
Cellular component (GO): cytoplasm
Molecular function (GO): palmitoyl-(protein) hydrolase activity; carboxylic ester hydrolase activity
Source: RefSeq, a predicted model, not a curated record